Molecule: messenger RNA, 3410 nt
Organism: Penaeus monodon (black tiger shrimp)
Lineage: Eukaryota; Metazoa; Arthropoda; Malacostraca; Decapoda; Penaeidae
Gene: Csas
Product: N-acylneuraminate cytidylyltransferase A-like
Exons: 6
Coding region: 59-727 (222 amino acids)
Molecular function (GO): N-acylneuraminate cytidylyltransferase activity
Source: RefSeq, a predicted model, not a curated record
CGCAAAAUUCGUACUUUGUAAACAUAGAGGCUGUGAAGUUGUAUGAGAAAAUUCGAAAAUGCACAUCACAGGCUUAGUCUUGGCCAGAGGAGGCAGCAAAGGAAUCAAGAAUAAAAAUCUCGCUCUCCUAGAUAACCAGCCACUCUUGUUGCGGACACUGGGCAUAAUGCACAACGCUAAAUGUUUCAGCAGCAUAUGGGUUAGCACUGACAGCGAGAAGAUAGCAGAAUGUGCACGUAAGGGGGGAGCAAAUGUGCAUUGGAGAGCAGGAUUCACAGCGACUGAUGAUGCUCCCUCACUGGUGGCUGUGCAGGAGUUUGUGCAGUACCAUCCAGACAUUGAGGUGGUGUGUCUUGUACAGUGUACAUCGCCCUUUAUGAAACCAUGCUACCUGCAAUGGGGUCUACAGAAGAUUGUGAAUGGCCAUGACUCUGUCUUCUCGGUUACAAGAAAGCAUUAUCUCAGAUGGGCUGAAGGUAGUGAGGAGACUCUCCCACAGAACUUUGAUCCUCAUCAGCGUCCCAGUCGGCAGAACUGGGCUGGGGAACUGUGCGAGAAUGGGAUGUUCUAUUACACCCGAGUGGGUCUCCUGAAACAAGGACUUCUGCAAGGGGGACGAUGUGGAUACAUUGAAAUACCACCAGAGAAUAGCAUGGACAUAGACACACCUCUAGACCUCAUCAUUGCUGAGCAGCUAGUUAAUUACUGUGACAACAAACAAACUUGAUUAUGGUCAGGUUUUAGGGUGAAAUUUUUUUGGCCAACAACUUCUGCUGUGGUUGAUUGUUCUAAGUUGGUAUAGUACUGAUCUGAAAAGAAGGAUUUUCUUGAUAGUUAUCUGCCUUUCAGGUAAUCUGAUGAUGCCAGGGAUGGCAUGUAUAUACAUACCAUGUCCACUGUGAGUUUAUUUUAUUUAUUGUCUUUAUACAUAGAUGGCUCCACUUAGUCACUAAGGAGACAAUUACUAGUACUACUUGUCUCACCUGUUUACCCUUUUCCUUGAUUUUUGGAAAGAUUUUCUUUUAUCUUAUAUUGCUGUUAGUAAUGUGAAUAGCAUUAUAGUAAUCAUAAUGUCUAUAUUAAUAAUAACAUCAUCAACUUUGAUAGGGUUACUAAAAAAAAAAGAUCUUGAAAACACGAGGAAAGGUGAAAUCAGGUGAAAUCACGAGGUUGACUACCUGACUAUUUGGUAGCUUAAGUACUAGUGGAGCCAUCUUUAUGUAGAGACAUUCCUCAAAACAAAUUUACAGUGAAAACUGCCUUUUCCCAACAGCACUUGGUUAAUGGUCCAUACAAGAUAUUCAUGAAAGAAAUCCCUUGCAGAUACAACAUACAGAAGGAAAUUAUUGUAUGGGAUUUGAUGGAAUGAGUACUGGCUGACCUGAAAUGUUGGUUAAAGUUGUUGGUCCAAAUUUAUCUUCUCUCAGUGGUUGAAGAAACUGCUCAAGAUUUUUAUAUUUAAAGUUUAAAAAAAUGAUAUUGUCUUUCAAGAAGGUAAAGCUUUACAAUUGUGCCAAAAAAUGGUGAUAAAGUAUCAUAAAGCCUGAAGAGACCUUGAAAUGAUACUUUUAAAAAAUAUAGACAUAGAAACAAAAUAACUAGACUAGAAGAAAACAUAUUUGAAGAUAUUGAUUAAAGGAGCAUGUAAUGUCUUAUGAUCUAAAUCAUUGCUUUUAGUUCAUUUACAUUUUAUCAUUACCUCUCCUUAGCUUGAGCUUUGGCAGAUAUAUCCUUCUUCCAAUAAGUCUUUUUAGCAAAUUUAUAAUAUGUUUCUCAUCUUUUAGUCUUUUUUCAAGCAUUCACAUUUAUGCACCACAUGAUGAAAGGCAAUUCAUCAUAAUCUUCCACUGAUCAAUUAGUUAUAAUCAUAGCUUUGUAUAGGAUGCACUAUCUCAACUUGGAUUUUUAGGGUUGACUUUUUCUAUUCCUGUUUAUCUUCACUGUAGUGUAGAUUUAGAAUCUUUAAUUAUAUAUAAUUAUAAGUUAUUUAGAAUCCUUUUGAAAUACAUAUUAGAAUUCUCAGGUCUGAAGUGAGAGGUAAAACAAAACAAAAUACAAAUUAGAAGAAAAGAACAAAAUAGAAACAGAUAGAUAUGUCACAGAAGUUUCUAGGAUAGACAAUCAUAUAGUUAGCUAACAACUGCCACAAUUGUAAAUAUUUUUUAUUGUUAUUAAGCUUUAAGAUGAAUUUCUUGUUAGUAGUGAUAUGAAAGAGGCUGUAAUAUUCCAUUUUCUUUCAUAAAAAAUAUUUGGCUUAAUUAAAGACUUCAUCUUGAUACAACUUCCAAUAUUCUAAGUGAUUAAUUUAGUCAUUUUUUUCUUAGUCCUUAUGGAAUAAGCACAAAGCAUUUUUAGGGUAUUAGAUAAGGAGAGCAUUCAGUUUACAGUACUUUAGAAAACUAUAUUUAUGCUAAAUAAAGUAAGAAUAUACAACUGAAUACCCAAAUUGGUUUUGUGUUUUCCAUUCCCUACAGAAUCAACAUAAUGCAAACAAUUUUGACUGACACAUAUAGAAGAAAUGGUAUGAAGUGAGAAUAAGAUUCCUCACAGAGAUGUAUUUGGCCAGUUUUAAUUAUAUCAUUACCGCUCAAAUACAUGUCAUUUAUAUCACAUAUUUUAAACAGAUGUAAUAAAACCUGUCAAAAAACCUGUCAAAUAUAUCUCUUAUAUCUCUUUAUUUUCAUUCAUAUCUUUUCAGAUUAUGUAUGAUAAUCCGGCAGAUACUAGUUCCCAUUAGCAUUGAAAAGUCAAGGUGGAUUUGUAUUGGUUGUAUAAUGGCCUGUCCACACAAGGGGGCAUGGUUGGCAGAAACAUUGGCGGGCAACUAUAAAACUGACAUCACAGGUGAGAAAACAACAAGGAAACUAUUUGUUUACUGAGUAGUUUGUCCACCCGUGAAAUCAUCUCUAUAUGUGCCCGUCUGUGUUCAAAUUGAUCAUGCCCACAUGUAUGGGCAGGUCAUAAUUUAUACACAAGUUUCUCCCUCAAAACAUGUUGAACAUUUACAGUGAAUGUUACAUGGUUUAGGUAACUUUGUUAAUUUCAUCAAAGUUGCAGACAUAAUAUUAACCAUGACCUUUCUUUUUCUUUAUUUCCCUAAUGCUCUGAUAUCCAGAUGGACAACAGGAAAAACAAAACUGUACUGACACUGCCCUUGUUGAUCUGAUAUCACAGUAGAAGUUUAUGCAUUGUUGAUAUAUUACAUGUGCAUUUUGUGAAAUGAUUAUAUUUGAGCAGAUUUAAAAUUGUUCCAAAUUUCACACCUUUCUUUGUCACUAACUUGUCAAUGAAGGAUACAUGAUGCACUCUCCAUUUCCAUUCUUCCUAUUAUUUUAAUCCAUGUAUUAUCAAUGUUUUAUGUCAUACUAUUCCUUAUAUGUAGCUUUAUAAAGAAAAAUUGUUAACUUUAU